Dermacentor andersoni is the source of this 4758-nucleotide messenger RNA. RefSeq names its product trafficking protein particle complex subunit 12. The record is from RefSeq and is a predicted model, not a curated record. Gene Ontology annotation, cellular component: TRAPP complex; Golgi apparatus. Lineage: Eukaryota; Metazoa; Arthropoda; Arachnida; Ixodida; Ixodidae. Gene Ontology annotation, molecular function: protein binding.
GUCUAGAUAUUUCAUUUAGCGUUGCAGUGAAAAUAACACUGGGGUUAUUGUGCCGUCGCCCGUCAAUAUAGCGAGCCUGUAGUUAGUAGGGAGGUGUUUACACUGUCGGCUGCAUCUCUUGUUAUUUAUUGUCAUUUGUGUCGCGAAAAUGCUCGCAGAAAUUUCGCACUUGCACGUGUUAGACUGAAAAGAAGGCUACGAUCAAAUUCCGAAAGUAGUUGGACUACUCUGCAGGCGGGAACGGCAAGUUGCCGGCGUGAUGUCCGAAACACACCCUCCGCCGUCGGAUGCUCACGACUGGGGCGAAUCGGCAAACACCGGCACAAACUCUGACGCAGCUCCGCAGUCUGGUGUCGAAGACGGCACUAAGGAUGACUCGGCGCCGAUGGAAACAGUGGCUCUAGAGACGACCGACAUCUACUCAGAGGACUCUGAUCCAGGUAAGGAGGCAGACCUGAAGCGGUACUUCAGCAACACGCCAACAGAUGCGACCGCCUGCUCCUUCUUCGAUUCGCUGGCCGUGAGCGCGUCACCCAUGAUGAAGAGCGUCUCGGAAGUGAACAUGGCGCAGAAGGCGGGCACAGCCCUGGAGGAUGUAGUUCCAGAAGCACCGCUCAUAAAUGAGAAGCCACCUGAGGAUUCUGUGUACUUCUCUCUCGGCGACAGCUCCGUUCAAGGAUCCGAGGUCGCUGUCAUUGCACAGGAAGCUGUUGAAGGCCCAACGCCCUCUUACUCGAUGCCUGCACAAGAGCCCGCUGUUGUGGAGUCGCCCGAGAACAGAAAUACCUCGCGGAGCGUCAGCGAAGAAGGACCAUCGUUGAGCAAGUUCUUCUCAAGCGACUGCAGUGGUGGGGAUCAGGAGGGAAAGGCGUUCUUCGACGUCCUCGCUGCUGGCAUAGCUGGCGUCGAGCUGUCUGGGCGGUCAUCGGGCAGUGCAAGCCCCAUUUCAUUUGUGCAGGAGCCUUGUAUGAUGACAGAGCCCGUGGAGGACAGUGACAUCUGCGCUUAUGACAGCUGGCUGCCGUCGGCCGCGACAAGAGACUUCCUGACCAGACUUGCAACAUCCGAGCCUGGCACUGUCUUCCCGGAGCGCGAACACCUCACCAUGCCUGGUGUCAUUAUCGAUGAGUCCCAGGUGGAUACCGUUCGGUCAUUGCUUCAGGAGCACAUCAUCGAUGAGGCCAAUGCUCGUCGUACACUGACUGUCGAUGACGUUCCGCAGAGUGAAGAUGGACUGAAGCAGCUCAUUGGGGCCCAGUGCCACAAUGCGGCCAUCAACCUGACAACCAGGCUACUGACCAGCAUUGGCCAAGGAGUCGGAGCUGGAGGUCAUCCAUCUAGGCAUAGCCCUUACUCACUCCAGCUGUGGUACACGCGGCUGGCGCUCUUUGUGAAACAGCGCAAGUUUGCCUAUGCGGAGGUUGAGGGCGAUGCCUUUGGGGACCUGGAUAAACCGGACCUGUUCUACGAAUUCUAUCCAGAUACCUACCCAGACAAGCGAGGUUCGAUGGUGCCAUUCGCCAUGCGUUUGCUGCUGGCUGAGCUUCCGCAGUUCCAGGGAAACCACUGCACGGCUCUCAAUUCCCUCUACAAACUCCUCAAUGUUGUGCACAGGAUUCUUGGAAAUUUAACAAAUGGCAUAUCUGAAGACGGCAGCUUGCUGGACAUGAGUGAACAGUUGAGACAAGCAUCCAUGAAGUUAUGGGAAGACCGUGAGUGCCGAGUCUACUUUGCCAUCCUCAACUGUGUCCUCAACCAAAAGGACUACAUAGUGGCCAUCAAAGUGGCCAGGAUCCUGCUUGAGAAGAACAGUGGACGCAAAGCGCAGCUGCAUUCAGCCAUCGGAAGGAUAUACCUCCAGCUUGGGGAUGUGGAAACAGCUCAGAGCCACUUCCACAAAGCUGAGGCCCUGUACCACAGCAUGGCUUUGGAGGGGAGACUCGAAAUUCUCAUUAACAAAGGUACAAUGGCCCUGGCUCUGAACAACUAUGCAGAGGCAUAUCACUUUUAUGAGGAAGCCAGCAAGCUGCAGCCAAAGAAUCCCCUGUUCAUCAACAACAUGGCUGUCUGCCUUCUCUACCUGGGCCGGCUGAGCGAGUCAGUCCACCUGCUAGAGUCGACGAUGCACGGUGACCCCGCGCUCUGCUUGCACGAGGGCUACCUCUUCAACGUGUGCACUCUGUACGAGCUGCAGUCGUCCGAGGCGGUCGCCAAGAAACGCAGCAUGUUGAGGCUUGUCGCCAAGCACGCGGGCGACGGCUUCAACGUGGCCUCGCUCAAGCUUCAGCCGGCCAAGACGUGACGCUGACUGGGCAGCACGCUGUUGUAGAAAGUCUCGCCAUGCAACAGGCUAUGCAUCGAUGACAGCAGACAGUCGAGUCUCCUGCAGACUUGCGUUAAGUGCUGUUUACGUCCCUUCAUUACGUGUGGUUGAUGGUGCACAUCCUGAUGCGCAAAAGCACAUUGCCUGUCGGGCUGAUAUGGUGUAUCAGCCAGUUUCAAAUGGUUAGGCCGCGUGGGAGCAUUGUGAUAGAUGUCAAGGAAGUAGAAAUGCAGACGACACAGGGACGAAAUGUAAAGAGCACAGAGAAGCUAUAGAAAGAAGUUCAAGCGCAGUAAAAGACACAGCAGUGCAGUAGACACGCAUUCACUUAUUUUGUCAAUGUCGUCUAUUGCACUUGAACAUUCUUCUCUGUGCCUGGCCAAAAAGGCCGGACCUCUACGUUCUUCAAGCUGCACAAACAUGGCACGCUCUUUUGGAACCUUUAGUUCGUUGUCAUUUACAGAACUGUUCUUAAAGGAGUAAUGUGAACUCCAUCACUCAACUUUCACCAUCGUGAAAGAGUCAAUGCACAUGUCAGUUUUCUGUCGACUUGUGUUAUGUAUGACAUGUAUGAGCAGUAAUGUUGGCUCGUUCUCUGCAGUUAACCAUUUUGUGUACUGGUACUAGAAAGCAUUGGUCUGCCGGUCUGACACGGCAUACCAAACAUAUUUAAAAUAACUGUCGACAUUCAAGUAUCAUCCUGAACCUCAAGUUAGGUUCGAUAAUUCAGCUUGAUGCUGUGUUUGGCUACCUUCCACGAUAGGUUUAGCUCAACUUGUACAUAUUAAUGUUGAUUGGCUAUCAGUUUAACACUGCAUCACAUGCAAUGUGGUAUAAUUAGUCAUAGUAAUCAGUGUCUGAGGGCAAGUCUGCCACAGGCCUGUUGCUUUACUUUGUGUUAUAUAUUAAGCCAAUAUCUUAGUUGAAUUCAGUUUAAUUCAGAACUUUCAUGAUGUAGGAAACAAUUGCUUGUUGCUUUAACAUGGUGUAAUGCCUAGUUAUGGCUAAUCAGAUAUAACUAAUUGUAUUUAAUGAUUUAAGGAUUGAGUGAUAUUAUUAGUAUGAACUAUGAUCAGAAGCACACAUUCACAUUUUAUAUACCAUAUUUACUCGAUUCUAACAUGCCCUCGAUUGUAACGUGCACCCAUGUUCCGUGAUUAAAAAAAAAAAAAAAAACGCCCUCGAAUUUAAUGCGCACCUCAUUCUUUCAUACAGGAAUACAACUUUCUCUCAUUUGGAAAAACAAAGACUUACUCCCAGUACACUAAAGUUGCAAUAAAUAAAAAAUGUCGCAGUUUCACCCGAAAGGCGAAGCAUUGAUUACGAUAGCAAAUUAGUAGACAUCUAUACGAAAAGGAUAGCACUUUUAUCAGCCGUAUAAAUUUUUAAGCAUUCGCUAACUAACUAAAUUAACAAGCAUGGUGUCGCACGCACACAAGCGAGCACGAACACGCCUCACGCAAUGACCGCAGAAACUUUAUCAAAACGCUGGAGUGGGGAAUUGCAGUAGCAGGAGUGAGCGAAUUGACCUUUGUGCGGAUACGUGCACUAAGCAACGAGAACACAGCGCGGUGCGCCUAGAUGCGUAGACUCUUGUCUCCAUCGCAGAUCGCUUUCACGAUAGGGGCCGCACGGCCGCAUCGUCCGUCGCAGCCACCAGAGUAGAAAGCUUCGCCUGUUUGCGCCAGUCCUGCACGCAAGCUUCGGGAACUCCGAACGGCCAUGAUACGGCCUGAUUUCCCUCCGUCUCCGCACAUGUGACCACUUUUCUUUUAAUUGCGGCAUCGUGAUGAACUCGGCAUGUCUUUGCAGUUGGCACUACCAUGUUGAUAGAGCAAACACGGAAAACGGGAAGACCGGGAAGACGGACGGUGCACUAACCUAAGCACACAUACUAUAGCACAUGGAGGCGGCCAUUUGGAAUUCCUAUGGCAAUAUGGUAACGCAAAUUUAGGGUCGUACUCGAUUCUAACGCACAGGCUAUUUUUGGACACGUUUUAUCGGAAGUGCGUGUUAGAUUCGAGUAAAUAUGGUAAAUUGUAUUCUACGAUACAUAGCCUACCAAGGUGGAUUUGCAGUAGACACACUUCUGCUGUUGAAUUUCCUCUUUGCUUCAAAAUCCUGUGCGACCACUCUUGUCUAGCAGCAUCAGUAACUAUUGCAACGACGCAUUUUACGUGCACCAUGAAAGCAUGGGCGAAGUGUACAUGUUCAGUGUGUCUUCUUUUUUCAGCUGAUGUAUGACAGUCCACAUGUUACAUUGGAAAUGUUCCAUGAGAUAUGACAGUGUGUGUAGCAAGUCAGUGGUUGUACUUUGAUGAUCAUGCAGAUACUAUGUAUAGUAAAAUAACCUGAGCCUUCAUGCAAAUUUUAUUCAUAAUCCACCUAAUGCUGCACUAUAUGAACCCCCUGCUCUAAUAAAGCAUAUAAUCAGA